AUGGCAGACCAGGGUACUCCAAACUUCGAUUUCAUCCGCUUGGAAACCAAGCCAAGUGCACAGCUCUCCUACAGCUUCACUGCUUCUACAGGGACGAAGCCUAACCCAGCUCUUAUUGUCUUCGUCAAUGGCCUCGGCGCACCACAAGCAGGAUGGAUUGCAACAAUGAACAAACUCAAGGAACUUCCUCCUCAGGGUCUUCCGGCAAUGUUGACAUUUGAUCGCUUCGGACAGGGUCAGACUACUGAUCGUGAUCCCAACGAUGAGGGAGCCGCUGACCCAACUCACGCCCAUGACUGUAUGGCUGUCGUUCGAGAUAUUAGACAGCUCAUCACACAGAUCUUGAAAGAGAGGCUGAGUAUCGACGAUCCAGAUAGUUCCAGGCUUUUGCUAGUUGGAAACUCAAUAGGAUGUGCUCUGACUCGUCUCUACGCCGCUGAAUAUCCUGGCACCGUAGCGGGAGCCGUUCUUCUCGACAGCGUCCUGACGGACACAGACUUCGUCUCCGUCUUCCCUGACCCAGAUGCUGAAGGCUUCGACCCUGCCAGUCUCCCACCAGGUGUCACAGCAGACAAUCUACGGGUUGCCCGAGAAGAGACCGCGAAGCGCUUUCAUCCAAGUGUUGGCUCCAGAGAAGGUCUCAGCCGAAAGAAUCUUACUCAACUCCUUAGCCACUCAGACUCACCAGCUCUUCCUAAAUUCUAUGGCGAAAAUCCUUAUAUUACUGUUCUGGGCCAUAACUUCAAGUACUUUGCGGAGCGUACGGGAACAGACUUCAAUAUUCCUGGAGAGGCGGUACAGGCUUACAUGAAUACUUACUGGCACCGUUACAAUGAGGGGCUGGCGAAGUUGACGAGCCCAGAGAGAAGUCAGGGACCUAUUCAGGUGCCGAAUGCGGGUCAUUUUAUUCAACUUGAUAAUCCGGAGUUCGUGGCCGAGAAGCUGCGCGACAUGUUGCAGAAAUUGGCCGAGGCAUAA
Molecule: messenger RNA, 978 nt
Organism: Fusarium subglutinans
Lineage: Eukaryota; Fungi; Ascomycota; Sordariomycetes; Hypocreales; Nectriaceae
Exons: 1
Coding region: 1-978 (325 amino acids)
Source: RefSeq, a predicted model, not a curated record